CUUCAUCAUAUCAUAAUCAUAUAUACCAAUACCAUUACGGCAUUACCAUUACCACACACACACACUCUCUCUCUCUCUCUUUCUAACUUUUAUUCUCUCUCCUAUUCUGCAUUUCUUGUUUUGAUUCGUAUUUUCCUGGUACAUAUUAAUCUGUCCAAACCUCCCUUACCCUUUUUCAACAAAGCAUUAUUCCAUUUCUUCUUGGCUCUCCUUCUUUUUCCCACAACCAUUUCUCUCUCUCUCUCUCUCUCUCUCAACUUUCAACUCUCACCAUUCUCUUUAGUUUCUGGUUUGAUCAGCAUAGCCCUCAAAAGGCUAUACAAAUAUGAAGAAGAGUGUUUUUAAGCUGGAAUUAGAAGAUGACAAAGCCAAGCAGAAGGCCUUGAAGACUGUCUCCACUCUUUCAGGGAUUGAUUCGAUUGCAAUGGACAUGAAGGAUAAGAAACUAACGGUCAUAGGAACCGUGGAUCCCGUAAAUAUAGUGAGCAAACUGCGCAAAUAUUGGGCAUCAACAAGUAUGAUCUCAGUUGGGCCAGCAGAAGAACCUAAGAAGAAAGAAGAGCCGAAGAAGGAGGAACCCAAGGCCGAGGAAGCAAAGAAAGAGGAACCCAAGAAGGAGGAAGCUAAGAAAGAAGAAGAGAAAAAAGAAGAACCCAAGAAGGAAGAAGAGAAGAAAGAGGAAAAGAAAGGAGAAGAGAAGAAAGAGGAAAAGAAAGAAGAAGAGAAAAAGAAAGAAGCACCUCCACCAGACCCUGUUUUAGAGCUUGUUAAGGCUUACAAAGCAUAUAAUCCCCAACUCGCCGCAUAUAAUCCCCACCUCGCCGCACAUAAUCCAUUCCAAACCUCAUAUUACUACGUCCAACCAAUGGAGGAGAAUCCAAAUGCUUGUGCUAUUUUAUAAUUAAUGGGCUACCAAAAACUGAGUGAAAAGAUUAAAUCUUUUCUUUGUUGGUAUAGGAGGCAAACACCCAAGAUUGGUAGGAGCUCUUGUACAUAAAGAUGGUGAUGCUUCAUUGGUAUGCUUAGAAAUUAAUAAUGUGUAGAAAUAAGUUUUGGAAUUUGUUUUGAACACUAUAUAGUAUCUAUAUUUUUGGCACGUAAUGCUUUUUUUUGGAAA
Molecule: messenger RNA, 1117 nt
Organism: Quercus robur (English oak)
Lineage: Eukaryota; Viridiplantae; Streptophyta; Magnoliopsida; Fagales; Fagaceae
Product: heavy metal-associated isoprenylated plant protein 39-like
Exons: 4
Coding region: 326-901 (191 amino acids)
Molecular function (GO): metal ion binding
Source: RefSeq, a predicted model, not a curated record